Messenger RNA from Habropoda laboriosa, 3806 nucleotides. RefSeq names its product tyrosine-protein phosphatase 10D (gene Ptp52F). The transcript is spliced from 18 exons. The record is from RefSeq and is a predicted model, not a curated record. Gene Ontology annotation, molecular function: protein binding; protein tyrosine phosphatase activity. Gene Ontology annotation, biological process: protein dephosphorylation. Bases 27 to 3806 code for a protein of 1259 amino acids. NCBI's taxonomy places the organism in Eukaryota, Metazoa, Arthropoda, Insecta, Hymenoptera, Apidae.
UGAAAAGUUGUGGUCUUCUGGCGAACAUGAUACGGAAAAAACGAUUGCAAGUGCUAAUCCACGCGCUACAGGUCAUUUGCGUGUUCAGUGAGAACGGUUUCGUUCGUAAUUUCGUACGAAAUGAAGCAUCGACGGAAAUAUUACCGCUCGAUUACAUCAAAUACACAACAUUUUCCGGAAUAAACGAUUCUAAAAUUGGUAUCGAGGAGUUUCCAGACGAAACGAUAGAACUCGAUCAAAAUGAGCUCCUAUUGGUUGAUUACUCGAAAAGCAACGCUGCAAACGUAUCGAUUCCUGAUCCAACGAUUAACAAUUUCAUUCAAAAAUUCGAACACGUUUUCACUUCACUCAACAAACUAGAAAGUAAUGAAAUUUCGUUGGAGGAUGAAUCAUUGGCAUGUGACACGACAGAUCAGUAUAAAAGGAACGUACGAAACUUAACGAUUGAGCCCGGUACGAACUGGAUAUUUCUCUGUUGGCAACCUCCUUGUGAGAAUGUUGCAAAUGAAUCGCUUGUGUAUUCGAUCGACAUAUGCUCCAAAAAAGAAUGUUUUGAAAAGAACGCAAGCAAUACGCAAUAUAAUAUCACUGAUCUAGAUCCAUGUAGCGAAUAUAAAUUUACCGUAAAAGUCAUUAACAAUAAUUCGGAUGGAGUUACUAAAUCGGGAACGACCAGCCAUAUUACCGAAAUCGGGAACAUUCGAGAGUUAGGGGUACAUACCACUACGAAUACAAUUACUUUAACUUGGAAAGAACCAGAAAAUUAUUCAACAUGUGUAAAUAAUUACUUAAUUACACAAUGCUUUAAGGAUACUUGUGAUAAUGUGACAGUUAUACAAACGAAAUAUGUUUCAACAAAUCUAGAACCAUGUGGGAAAUAUUUCUUUAUAAUUAGAGCUGUUUCAUUUCUAGCUCAAUCUAAUGGUUUAAAUAUUACAUUAAAAACAAAUGCACCAAAAUCAAGCAAACCUCAAAAUCCAAUUGUAGAAGCCAGUGCAUUUUCUUUAUUCAUCCACUGGCAACCACCAGAAGUAGGAGCAAUGUGCAUUAAGCAUUACUGGGUUACUAUUAAUUCACAAUUAAUAACAAAACAAAUAACUAGUACAAAUAUAACAAUAAAUGAUUUAUAUGCAUGUACUUCCUAUUCCAUUUCUAUUAAUGCAGUAGAUGAAGAUAAUAAUGAUGGAGAAAGAGUCAGUAUGCAAGCAGGAACAGCACCAACUGUAUCAAGAUCACCAUUGUUAAAUACCAAUGAACCUACUGUUACAAUAAAUGAUAUAAUGCUUUCAUGGAAAAUUGAAAAAGGCAAUAGCAAUUGUAUUUUAAAAUCUCUAAAAGCUAUGUGUAAUGCUACAAUAAGCAAUGGACAUGGUUAUGACAUUAUGAAUGGACAGACUGAAGUGCCUAUAGAUUCCCGUAUUCAAGAUGAAUUUCUUAUUGUAAAUUCAAUGAUAAAAGAUGUCAGUCCAUUCACAACAUAUAUAUGUUGGGCAUAUGUUGUUAAUGAAGCAGGGAAUAGUGACUUAAGUAAUUUAAUAAGUGUAACAACAUUGGAGGAUAUACCAACUGCACCUCCAUUCAAUGUUACAAACAUAACAUAUUCACAGUUUAUAUUUGUAUGGGAAUUACCAACAUAUCUAGCAGGGAAUUUACACGAAUUUGAAAUUGUAGUUGAAGGGGAAAUAUGUUUUCCUAUGCCUUAUUGGUGUAGACAAGUAGCUUUAAAAACUAUUAAAUAUUUAAAUGGAUCUAUAUUUACUUUUGAAUAUUCAGAAGUAAAAGCAUAUACAAAUUAUAAAGCAAAAAUUAGAGCUAGGACAACUGCAGGUUGGGGAAAUUAUAGCAAUGAUUUAAUAUUUCAAACACCAGCUGGAGUUUCAGGAAUGGUAUCUAACUUUUCAUGUUUAAUCAUGAAUAGCAAAAAUAAUACAAAUAUUUUGGAUACUAUUUUGACAUGGGCUUUCCCAUGUUCUUUAAAUGGAAUAUUAGAAUAUUUUAAUAUAUUUGUACAUGGAACUAGAACUACUUAUACACCUCAUUCUUUUACUAUUAAAAAGUAUCUUUCAAAUGAUGUUUCAAAAAAUGAUACAAUUUCAGUAAAUUUAAAAGAGCUAAAAGCAGAGUACAAUUAUACUUUUGAAGUGUCUGCAAAAGUUAAGGGAGUCCAAGAUUUUGGAGUGCCAGCAAAUCAGAACAUUUUAUAUCCUGCUGGUAGUACGUCUAUAACUAUAGAUCCAUUUAAGGCACGAAGAUCUACUACAUCAGUUACACUUUUACUUCCUUUAUUUCCUGAUAUAAAUGGCAAUGUUGUUUAUUAUUCUAUUAUAGUAUCAAGGGUUGAAUAUAACAUGCCAUCAAGCAUUAGAUUUGAUAUAACAAAUCAUACAUGGCCAAACAUAUCUUCCUGGGAAGAAGCUAUGUUGCAAGAUUUUAUGAUACCUUAUCAAGCUACUAGGCUAUGGUGGGAUCCUUAUCCUAAUUAUGUUGCUGAUUAUGGAGAUGUAAAAGCUGUAAAGUAUACACUUGGUGAAGAUACAAACUGUAAAGAAAUUUCGUCUAACACUAAUAAAAGAGUGUAUUGCAAUGGACCUCUUAAACCAAAUACAUGGUAUCAUAUCAGAAUGCGAGCUUUUACACAUGGUGGAUAUUCUGAUUCUACAACAUUCUUAAUAAAAACCAAUGCUGAAAUAAACAUUGUACUUGUUACUGGAGUUGUUUUUGGUAUUUUAUUCUUGGGAAUUUUAACAACAAUGAUGUUAUUAGUUCGCAAAUGUUCACCUCAAGUAAUACUACGAAGGUUUUUGCACUCUGACAUGUCUGGAUCACCAGUUCCUGCUCCUUUCUCAAAGAAAAAAUUUAUAGCGCAUUGUCAACAACUUAUUGAUAAUCCUGGCAAAUUAAGCAAUGAAUUUCAGCUACUUCAAACUCUCAGUGUUGAUUUACAGAUGCCAAACAAUACUGCGUGUUUACAAGCUAAUAAAAAAAAGAAUAGAUAUUCUGAUAUUUUACCAUAUGAUUUCUCAAGGGUUAAAUUGGAAGUAAUCGAUAAUGAUCCUAACACUGACUACAUCAAUGCAUCUUUUAUUAAAGGUUAUAGUGGGGAAGAUGAAUAUAUAGCUUGUCAAGGCCCAAAAGAAGAAACUACUUUUGAUUUUUGGAGAAUGAUAGAGCAAUAUAAUACUAAUAUAAUAGUUAUGUUAACAGAAUUAGUCGAAAAAGGCAAAGAGAAAUGUCAUCAGUAUUUUCCAACCAUUAGAGAAACUUUUAAGUAUGAAAAUAUGACUAUAAAAUGUAUAAGUGAAUUGGAUUAUAGAUCUUAUACACAAAGAACAUUAAUAUUGCAAAAGGAAAACAAAAAAAGAAAUGUAACCCAUUUACAUUUUAACGAAUGGCCAGAUCAUGAUGUUCCAGAGGAUUUUGAUCCUAUGAUUCAUUUUUGUCAAAUUGUACGUCGCAAUGUUUUGGCUAAUAAAGGAUAUAUUGUGAUUCAUUGCAGUGCAGGAAUUGGUAGAACUGGUACUUAUAUAGCAAUAGACAUACUUUUGCAACAUAUUCGAGAUAAUAGGAAAUUAGAUGUAUUUGGGACAGUGUAUAGAUUGCGACAUCAUAGAAUAAACAUGGUACAGAAAGAAAGUCAAUAUGCUUAUAUAUAUAAUUGUAUAAAGCAAGUAUUAAAGAAUCCCUACUGUUUAAAAAGUUAUAAACCACCACCUAUGGAUCCAUUGCAUGAAAAUUCUUCGAAAAAAACAAGAAUAGUACCAAGUUCAAAUACAAAUCUAGUCAACAAUUUUGAGAUAUGUAUGUAG